ACAUUGAAAUCACGAAAACAUUGGCGUGAAAAUACAUGGAAAAAGCACGGAGAGGAGUUGACAACUUUGACAGACUGUGAAAACAGAAAAGAAAAUAUACAUAGGGAUUCGGCCUAUGUUGUUAGUUUAGUUGUUUAAUGUUUUGUACAUUAACAUUGAUAGAAAUUAAAGUAACGGCAAAAUCUCAAUAGAACAAUUUUAAGCUUUAUCUUCUAUUUUAGACAGAAGCGUUGUAUUCCUCAGAAAUAUUUAAUUUUUAGUAAAAUUGGUGAAUUUGUGUUAUUGAAUUUAAUGUAGAUAUAAUUUUUUUACGAAUUCUUGAAAAAUAUAGUUAUCAGCAAUGGCAUGGAGAUUCAAGGCAUCUAAAUAUAAAAAUGCUGCCCCUAUUGUUCCAAAAUCAGAAAAUUAUGUGAGAGAUAUAUGUGUUGGAUCAUAUCAAACUUAUGGAAACAAUAUUGCAGCUUCAGCGAAAUUUAUGGCAUUCAAUUGGGAACAUGUAGGAUCUAGUCUUGCUGUUCUCCCCUUAAAUGAUUCAGGUCGUAAAACCAAGUUAAUGCCUUUACUGCAUGCUCAUUUAGAUACAGUAACGGACCUUGAUUUCUCUCCUUUCCAUGAUGGAUUACUUGUUACGGGAUCGCAGGAUUGUAGUGUAAAAUUUUGGAUUAUACCAGAAGAAGGGUUGCAAGAAUCCUUGAGUACUCCAGAAUGCACAUUCACUCAAAGUCAAAAACGAAUUGAAACAGUAGGGUUCCACCCUACAGCUGAAUGUUUGAUUCAUUGCUCUUUUUCUACGAAUAUUAUAUUGUGGGACUUAUUGUCUCAGAAAGAAUUAUUUUCAAACUCAGAUGAGCAUACUGAAGUAAUACAGUCAGUCAGCUGGAAGAAGGAUGGUGUGCUACUUUCUACCUCCUGUAAAGACAAAAAAGUCCGUAUAUUUGAUCCAAGAAACAAGGAAUGUUGUUUGAAAACAGCUAAUAGCCACCAAAGCAUAAAGGAUUCCAGAAUUGUUUGGCUUGGUGACAGCAAUAGAGUUUUAACAACUGGGUUUGAUGCUCAACGUGUACGUCAAAUAAUAAUUAGAGAUGUGCGAAAUUUUAAUCAGAUUGAAAAAUCAAUCGAAUUGGAUAGUUCCACCGGUAUCUUGAUGCCCCUGUAUGAUGCUGAUACAGGCAUGCUCUUCUUGGCAGGAAAAGGUGAUACAACUAUUGGAUAUAUGGAAGUUAGUGAUAAGGAACCGUAUUUGAUAGAAGGAAUAAGACAUUCUGGUGAACAAACUAAAGGAGCUUGUCUUAUUCCUAAACGAGCAUUGAAUGUUAUGCAAGGAGAAGUUAAUCGAAUUCUCCAGCUGACUUCCAACUCAGUUAUUCCAAUCACAUAUCAGGUUCCCAGGAAAACUUACAGAGAUUUUCAUGCUGAUCUUUACCCUGAUACAACUGGAUAUAUCACAGAGUUGAAUGGAGAUAGAUGGUUCAAAGGAGAAAACUUCAGUAUACCCAAAAUAAGUUUGAAUCCAGCUGACAGGGAUCUAGGAGAUGCCCCUAUUACUGUUCACAAGGGAUCCCUCCAGAACAUCAUUGACGAGCAACAAAAAAUAUCGCAGAAAACUGUAAAAGAUUAUUCCGCCAGGAAUUGCGAAUCUCUGGAAAAUCGGGUUAUCAGCGAUAUGAUUAAUCAUCACGAAAUAACUUCACAAAAUUUCAAAAGGCCAGAAAAUAUGGACAAUGAAAAGGAGAAAUGUAAUAUUGAAAUAAAAGAAAUCGACGAAUCGUCCGAGGAUAAGAAGAAAAAGGCGGAUGAAAAGAUAUUCCCUCCGAAACCUCUACCAAGAGCUCUUAGAACUGGGUCGAUUUGUGAGAACUUAGACGACUCCACCAUACAAAAGCCAGUGGCAAGACCCAGAACAAACAGUUGUGCGCCCGUUGUGAAUUUGACGGAAACAAGAUACAAGCCUCGCCUAGGGCCGAAACCAUUUACGCCUAUGAAAUUGAACGGAACAAGGUCAUUUGAUGAAGUUUUCUACGUUCCCGAUGUUCCUAGCCUUAACCAAUCCAAUGGCCAUGACGCUGCCGACACCAAAAACUUACGCUCCGAAAAUAAUAGUCCAGAAGUGGGAACAACUUGUGAAGAUUCAUCUCCUCCCGAAAUAGAUGAAUUGCCUGUUUCACAAAAGGAGGAAAUAAGUGAGAACAAAGAUGAGGAGAAAAUUACUGAUACUGCUUCAAAAACACCUACAACGGCAGAACGCAGAAAAAUGUUCGAAUUACAUGAAAACGGAGAAAAUCUCGACUCCACUGACACUAAAAGCUUCGAAAGGGGAGGUCCUCAACAGAGCAGCUUUGCUGAACGCAGACAGAUUUAUGAAAGUAAAUCUAUGUCACUUACAGAGUGCACUAACACGGACAGGAUAACUUCCCCUGUGCUGUUGAGGAGACAGGGUACUUUCAAAGGCCAAAAAAAUAAUGAGGAGAAAAUCAUUUCGAAAGAAGAUUCUAAGCGAAAUGUGGAAAUGACAAAGCAGCAGUCUCAGACUCCUCCGACUUCUAAGAAAGGGGAGGUUAUAUCAGCACCUCCAAAAAGAACUUCAACUGUUUUUGGUCGUGUUUCUAAAUUUCGACACCUGAAAGUGACACCUGCUCACAAAUCUCAGCAGAUAGAAAAUGUUCGGAAUGUAGGCAGACAAAUUCCUGGUGAAUGUGACGGUUUUCAUGCUAACACUAAAUUUAUGGCUGUACCUCUUGAUGGUUCAGGGGGUAGGUUAUCUAUACUUAAUCGGAACAAACCAGGAAAAUUACCUGACGGUGUUAUUCCGUCUCUCGUGCAAGGAAGCAACAUUAUGGAUUUCUCAUGGGAUCCCUUUGACAAUCAUCGCCUUGCAGUAGCAUGUGACGAUGGUACGAUAAAAUUAUGGAUAAUCCCAACAGAUGGUUUAGAAGAGUCAACUAAUAAGCCAGAAAAAGAAUUUAAUGCUCAUGGUGAUAAGAUUUAUUUCAUCAAGUUUCAUCCUACUGCUCAAGAUGUUUUGGCGACUGGUUCUUAUGACAUGACGAUCAAAAUUUGGGAUCUUUCUUCUUUUUCGGAAAAAAUAAUUCUCAAAGGCCACACUGACCAAAUAUUUAGUUUUUCGUGGUCACCGUGUGGAAAAUUCUGUGCGACUGUUUGCAAGGACGGUAAAAUCAGGGUGUAUAAUCCAAGACGUUCUGAUAUACCCGUCAAUGAAGGUAAAGGCCCCGAGGGCAACAGAGGUGCAAGAAUUACUUGGGCUUUGGAGGGAAACUAUAUAGUUGUUACUGGAUUUGAUAAAGUUUCGCAAAGAUUGAUUUCAUUAUAUAAAGUUGACGAUCUAGGAAACCCUCUGCAAACAAUCGUCAGUGAUGUAUCUCCAUCAAUUCUCAUUCCUUUCUAUGAUGAAGAUAGUUCCACAUUGUUUUUGACAGGAAAGGGCGAUUCUACUAUCUACGCAUAUGAAAUAACGGAGGAAUAUCCACAUAUUUGCCCUCUAAGUCACCACCGAUGCCCCAGCCUUCACCAAGGAUUGUCAUUCCUGCCUAAGAACGUUUGUAACGUUAUCGAUGUUGAAUUUGCAGUAGCUCACAGGCUAACUAAUCAAACAAUAGAAUCACUUUCAUUCACAGUGCCAAGAAUAAAGACGGAGUUUUUCCAAGAUGAUCUCUUUCCCCCCACCAAAGUUACAUGGGAGCCUACCAUGAACAGUCAUGAGUGGUUUAGCGGUAAAGAUAAACUUCCUCGGAGGAUAAGUUUACAACCAGUUGGAAUGAUUCCAUUAUCUAGUCAGAAAACAAAUUCUACAUCUGGAAAGGCUAUGGAGAAAUAUGCAGUCAAUAAAUCAGAGUCAUCACCAUCCAUUCUUUCAAACGCACCAAUAAAUUUUAUGGAUCCAGAAUUAUCUAGUCAAAUGAAAGCGAAACAAAAUGAGAUCCAGAAAGCAAUUAGCAACAGAAUGGAGAUCAACCUCAAAUUAGAACAAGACGAUAUGGAAGGUGUGGACGAGAAAGAGUGGGAUUGAAUUUCAUUCUUCAACGAAUUUCUAUUGCGGUAACCUAAUUUUACCAUUCCAUUAAUAUAAUAUAGUCAUAAUAGAAUAAGAGUAACUCUAAGGUAAAUUCAUGACAUUUUAUAUGCUAUUUAAAUCGUUUUUUUAUAUUAUUUAAUGAAAGUGUGAUGCUAUUGUGGAUGUACAUCUUGUUAGCGUGACUGAAGAUUUUUAGCCUGUUAGUCCGUCGGAGUUUCCCACAAACAAUCAGUCAGCCUUUCGAUCUGUAGUCGCUGGUUUGAUGAUGUGACUAAGUUUGAGAUUUCGACCUUAUGAGAAUCGUUUCAGGGAACGCCCUGACGUCCAGGGGACUCCAUUAAGAGUGCUAUAAGUUGUUAAUCCUGAAAUCUCAUUUAUUUAUGAUGUAUUCUGUACUGUUUCAGUGGUCGCGAUGUUUUCAGAAUGAUUUCUAUUUUAUCUUUUUAUUGCUAUUUACCAACUAUGAUAUUCUUCUAAUUAUAACGGCUUGUAUGAAGCCAAAGAUUUUAUAACGCAUCCAGUUUUUUAAUCAUAAAAUUUUUACACAUUGAAGAUUAUAGUAAGUGUAUGUUACUGUUCUGUAAUUUAUGCUUUAUCAGAAAAAAAUUUCACACCCAAUCUACACUCCUUGUUUCAGAAUCAUGAAAUUCCUUGAUACGUUUUGAGUCGUGAGUUAACCAAUAAUAUAUUUAUUAAUAGCGUUUUCUAUUGGUAAAACUAAAAGUUUCGGCACUAUGUGCACACGAAUAUUAUUUCCGUGUUGCCAAGAACGACCCAUAAAUGCUGAUCCAAAAGAAAAUAAGGCCUGACAUAAUUAUUUGAAAUGUUCCAUCAUUGGUUAAGGUGAAUCUAUGGCUUCGCGCCAUUUUCUUCAGUUCUUGUGCUCCGUCCGAUCUUUAUGAAAUCGAAAAUGGAAAAUGUUAAAGAUUGGAACAUAAAUACAUGGAAUGGCACUAAGGCAGUGGCGUAAAUGAUAUAAACUUAUAUACGACGUAGCUUUUCUUAUUGAAAAUUGAUGUGACAAUGCUGUCAGACUCAACUAUCUCAAUUGCGAUUGGCGAUAGGUCUAUUAGGUAUGACCCUUGGUCCUUCCGUGCAAUUCAUAUUGAAAAGAUAAUUAAAAUACGAAAUUCCUCUAUUGGUUUUCUCAACAUCAUAAAAGAGCUAAAUAUUCAGGUCCAUCUUCUCUGUCAGAAGAGAAAGAAAGAAAUACCUAAACGCAAAAAUAUUUUCACCAUUCAUGACGACAAAAGUUGCAGAACAAUUCUAUGCUCUUAUGAAGCUUAAACUAAAUUGCACAAACACUGGCACGACCUCUCAGACCUUGUGCUGAAAGAUGCGCACAGAGUGCUUAUAGUGCGGAACAAGUUUUACAAAAGAACAUGUCUUCUAAAAACUUUGGAGGGUAGCUUCUGUGUGAAAUUUUUUCUUUAUUUACAUUUUGUUCGACUGUCAGUGUCAAGAAUGUUAAUGUAAGGCGAAAGGGCGCUGGCCUGUAGCCAAUGUAUGAAGAGUUCAUGAAUAGUGAAUAUACCUUGAAACAGCAA
Messenger RNA from Coccinella septempunctata (seven-spotted ladybird), 5577 nucleotides. RefSeq names its product coronin-7. Gene Ontology annotation, molecular function: protein binding. Lineage: Eukaryota; Metazoa; Arthropoda; Insecta; Coleoptera; Coccinellidae. The coding region runs from base 341 to 4024 and encodes 1227 amino acids. The transcript has 12 exons. The record is from RefSeq and is a predicted model, not a curated record.